AGUUAACACCCUUACAACUAUAAAAGAAAAUGGCACUCAGCGUAGGAUCAAUCUUCACGAAUAUAUUUGGUGGUCUUUCUCAAGACUUCAAAAAGAAAAACUUUUCCCUUUAUGGCCAAUGGAUUGCCCUCAUCACUAUAUUGUUAUGUUUAGCGCUUGGGGUAGCCAACAUAUUUCAUUUUAACUUGGUUGUUAUAUUUUCCGUUAUAUGUCUUGUCCAAGGGUUGAUUGUGGUGUUUGUUGAGAUGCCAUUCUUAUUGAAGAUUUGCCCUUUAACUGAUACCUUUGUUAAUUUCGUCAGAAGAUUCGAUGACAACUUACCAAGAUGUGGGUUCUAUUUGUUGAAUGCUGUUAUCCAAUGGCUUUCCUUGACCUUGCAAGCUACUAGUUUGAUUGUCGUUGCUGUUUUUUUCACCUUGGCUAGUGCUUGCUAUGCGUUGGCUUACUUUAAGCACCAAGAAUUUAUGAAAUCCACCCUUGAUGUUACUGGUAAUGGAAACAGUGAUCUUGAAGCCCAAGUUGGACAACAUGUGAUUAGAAACGUAUUAUAGGUUUCAUAGAAAUAGUGGAUAUCGAAUGGAAUUGUGUGAUUCGGUUUCGUGGAUAAUCUGUGAAUCGGUCUAUAUAACUAUACACGUGAAUAAGUAGUUUGAUUUUUAAUUUUCCUGUUUGUACUAAUUAUCAUAACCUCUUCUUUUUAUCGCUUUAUAUAUUUACUAUAAAAUAGUCUAU
This is a messenger RNA of Spathaspora passalidarum NRRL Y-27907, 732 nucleotides long. RefSeq names its product Tvp18p (gene TVP18). The record is from RefSeq and is a predicted model, not a curated record. Bases 30 to 551 code for a protein of 173 amino acids. Gene Ontology annotation, cellular component: Golgi membrane. Gene Ontology annotation, biological process: vesicle-mediated transport. Lineage: Eukaryota; Fungi; Ascomycota; Pichiomycetes; Serinales; Debaryomycetaceae. The transcript has a single exon.